CAAUCUUGUCCUCUGCUCUCAUCUCCAUCAUUUACGAUGCUGUCCGUCGAGGAUAUUCUAUCACGUAUAUACCAUGAGAAGCAGGAGGAUGGAUCUCUUCUCUGUGCUCAGCACGCUCUCAAUUCCCUAUUACAAGGCAGCUACUUCACUGCCCCGGAUCUCGCAGAGAUUGCUCGUGCGCUAGAUGCAGAAGAAGCCAGCUACGACGAUGAUAACACGGGAAGCGCCAGCACGAACAUGGACGAUACGGGCUUCUUCUCAGUACAGGUACUAGAUACAGCGCUCAAAGUAUGGGGCCUUGAACUUCUUGGAUGGCGAGGAGAGACCAUGAGACCUUAUCAAGACAUACCAUACACCCAACUGGCGUUCAUUUUAAAUUACCAGCAGCAUUGGUACACACUCCGUCGUUUUGGACCGGCUUCACCCGUCCUGGCCGAGGAUUCCGGGAUUGGACAUUGGUUCGAUCUAAAUUCUCUUCUUCCGGAGCCCCGGUGGAUUAGCAAAACCUUUUUGGGGAUGGUCCUACAGCAAGCAGAAGCUGAUGGUUACUCGGUCUUUGUGGUAACACAAACCGACCUCUCUGUGCCUUUAGGCCUCCCUCGCGUAGAUGCAGACGAUCUUGCAGCUAUUGUCCCCGAGUCUGGUGUUUCCAGUCGACCAUCUUCAAGCUCUUACGCGACAGGAGUUUCCCAUUCUACUGCUGAUGCGAGCCACAAUUUUGAAGGAUUGGAAGAUGAGGAUUAUGAGCUUCAAGCCGCUUUGCAGGCCUCAUUGAUGGCCGGAUCGUCUUCGGAUUAUCCUAUGAUGACUUUCGAUCCUCCUGCACUAACAAGGGCUAAUAUUCCGCUUCCUAGAGGCUCUUGGUCACCUAUUGAUCACAAUUCGGGUGGUCAAACGCCCACAGAAACUCCUUUGGACCCGAUAGCUGCGAGCAUGGCACGCAAUCAACAGCUUCUUCGGCAAAUGACAGCUGAGCAGCAGAAUGCUCAACGAGAACUAUGGGAUGAGGGGCACACAGGACGCCAGGAAAGCACCGAUGAUAGUGAGCUGAGGCGCGCCAUUGCUGAGAGUGAAGCAAUGGCUAGGGCAGAGGGCCACGGACAAUCAGACGAUGAGGAAGUCGAAGGUGAUAUCGACGACCAUCUACCUUCAGCAUUUCUUUCGAACUUCGGUCAGCCAGCAUUGCUUAGCAGAGGAAGUGGAGAUAGAGUGUAUGACGAUGACGACGCGGAGUUGCAGGCGGCUUUGAAGGAAUCUCUGGCUCAAGUGCCCGAUGGAUGGGUUGCACCUGAAGGAUUCCUAACUCCAUCUCCAUGCCCAGCGGUACCAGUGGCAGCAUCGACAACAGUUGACCCACCUCAGUCAACACCGCCUGCUUCGACCGAUAUGCAGGAUAACGAAGCUAUGCUGUCUGAUGAUGGAGGUUCGACUAUCGCAUCUUCUGAGCCAGCUGAAGCACCUUCCCAGGAAGCUGUCAGCAUCGAAGAAAUGCGAAGACGAAGACUGGCAAAGUUUGGAGGUUCCUGAUGCAAUGUAUUACAUAUCGAGAAGCCCAUUGUACAAAACCGUAAGUUGAUCUUAAUCCAGCUCUUCGUACCACGAAGCUCUACGUUCGCUCAUUGAGAAGAUCUUGCAAGGGAGUGCGGUAAUCAAAGGAGCCUUGCCCGGCGUUUCAAAAAGACUUGAAGGUGAUUUCCGGUCUUUCCCC
Messenger RNA from Guyanagaster necrorhizus, 1708 nucleotides. Its product is annotated as Josephin-domain-containing protein. The record is from RefSeq and is a predicted model, not a curated record. The transcript has 7 exons. NCBI's taxonomy places the organism in Eukaryota, Fungi, Basidiomycota, Agaricomycetes, Agaricales, Physalacriaceae. Gene Ontology annotation, cellular component: nucleus. Bases 37 to 1527 code for a protein of 496 amino acids. Gene Ontology annotation, biological process: protein deubiquitination. Gene Ontology annotation, molecular function: cysteine-type deubiquitinase activity.